AUGUAUUUGUAUUGUAUUUGUAUUGUUUUUGUGUGUUCAUUCACUCACCCUCCCGAUCUGAAACCAGUGCGUCUGGCAGUUCGCCGACCCGUCAAAUUUCAACCUGCCCGUUCGUUUCUCAUCAACUUUGAGAGCCUCGCUACAGCAUACGAGUCGUACACGGCAGGAAUUAUCGCAAAGAUGCGUUCUUCGUUGUUUUUAGCUGGUGUCUACGUACUUGCUGCGACCGUCGCCGGUGCAGAGCCUGAGAAGAGGGAUAAUUUGUCUCUAACCGACUUGCUCCCUUCACCAACCGUUGCUACCACCGCCGCCUCAGUCACCAGUGAGCCGACUUCUAGUGCUACUACUGAAACCUCAGCCGCUCCAACAACAUCCGCAGAGCCUACCUCUACUAGUCUCGGGCCUACAACAUCCGCAUCGUCAUCUUCGUCAUCAUCGUCAACCUCCACCACCUCCUCUUCGUCAUCUACUUCGACGUCGUCUACAUCCAGCAAGACAUCUUCGUCAACCUCUACAACAGAUCCCGCAACCACAGAUCCCGCAACGGCCAAGACUUCAGCGACGUCUGAAUCUACAACCAAGGCUACCGACGCUCCUACUUCUGCUAGCCAAACCGAACAAAUCGUCACCCGAACCACUACCAUUAGCGGCGUUGCAACAACUCAAACUUCCACAUCCUCUGUAUCUUCGACCUCUUCCACUGGCACUUCAUCGCCUUCUCUCAGCUCGGGUUCCUCAAACUCUAGCAGUGGAUUGAGCAAGGGUGCUAAGAACACCAUCAUCGGUGUUGUUGUCGGUGUGGGUGGUGCCAUUCUUCUCGCAGGUGUCGGUUUUGUUGCAUGGAGGGUCUGGGGACGAAACAGACACAACAACGACAACGACGAAGAUGACUUGAUGAGUGCCGGCACUGCUGUUGGUUCCAACCUUCGUGAAAAGGCUCCUAGCCCAUCUUCUGGUGGCACUCAAUUCCGCUCUACUCUCGAUCAAUAUCACAACCCUGGCCCUGUGAACGCUGCGUCUAACUUUUAG
Molecule: messenger RNA, 1029 nt
Organism: Talaromyces stipitatus ATCC 10500
Lineage: Eukaryota; Fungi; Ascomycota; Eurotiomycetes; Eurotiales; Trichocomaceae
Product: cell wall protein, putative
Exons: 2
Coding region: 1-1029 (342 amino acids)
Source: RefSeq, a predicted model, not a curated record